Molecule: messenger RNA, 2306 nt
Organism: Plodia interpunctella (Indianmeal moth)
Lineage: Eukaryota; Metazoa; Arthropoda; Insecta; Lepidoptera; Pyralidae
Gene: Faah
Exons: 5
Coding region: 228-1226 (332 amino acids)
Molecular function (GO): catalytic activity
Source: RefSeq, a predicted model, not a curated record
UUGUGCAAGCUUGAUGACGCUUUCGCUUUUGUUUUAGCGGAAGGGUAAACUUAGCUCUUUCCAUUCAAGCAGUUGUAAUAAUUUUCGUAUAUAAUCUUCAUACUAUGAUAUCGAUUCAAAAUCGAUUGCACUAGUUACGUAAUUAUGAAUUUAUUUGUUUACGUAAUUUGAUCAAAAUAAAAAGUGACGUUUGUUAUCACCUUGAACAUAGAUUACUAUUGUUAAACAUGAGUGGAGUGUUCUACCGUCGAUUAUCGUAUUUAAAACCUCGCAGUUUUACAAAUGAUUCAGUGACAAACACUCUAAGGACGAGUUCAGUUAGAUAUUUUUCUAAAACACAAACAAAAAACAUGAAAUUUGUGCAAUUUACAUACAAACAGCCGUCCAAAGGAAACGAUGACCUAAGAGUAGGAUAUCUCGAAGGAAACAAUGUUGUGGAUUUGAACAAAGUAGACUCCAGCUUGCCUACUACCCUCCUGGCCUUAUUGAGAGGUGGACACUUGGAUAAAGUGAAAAAACUACAGUCCACCAACCCAACUUCGGUGCCACUGUCUUCAGUGACGCUUGCAGCACCAAUAACGGGCAUGGACAAGGUGCUCUGCAUCGGGUUGAACUACAAGGAUCACUGCACGGAGCAGAACCUGACGCCGCCGCCGGUACCGAUGAUGUUCAGCAAGUUUGCCAGCUGUGUCAUUGGACCCAACGAUCCAUUGAAGAUCAGAACUAAAAUUACACAGAAAGUCGACUGGGAAGUGGAGCUGGCAGUGGUGAUAGGCAAGACCACAUCUUCAGUUAAAGCUGCGAAUGCCUUCGAUUAUGUUCUCGGGUACACGGUCGCCCAAGAUAUCAGCGCCAGAGACUGGCAGAAGGAUAAGAAUGCUGGACAAUUUCUUCUUGGCAAGGCAAUGGAUACCUUUUGCCCUAUCGGGCCGUGCAUAGUGACGGGUGACGAGAUAGGGGACCCGCAGAACCUGGCCAUCAAGUCCUCACUCAACGGCGAGCUCAAACAGAACAGCAGGACCGACCAGCUGGUGCACAAGAUUCCUGACGUCAUUGAGAGACUAUCCUCUGUAAUGACGCUGUUACCUGGCGAUAUAAUACUGACAGGCACGCCCGGAGGCGUAGGUAUGUAUAGGAAGCCCCCGCAGUAUCUGAAGCCUGGUGAUGUUCUCGAGAGCGAAAUAGAGAAGAUUGGAGUGCUCACCACCAGAAUUGUUGAUGCUUAAGCUUAUAGUGGAGUCUAGUGUAUAUGAUAAACUAGCUGUUUACCCGCGACUUGGUCAGCGUAGAAUAGCCAAUUAAGUCGAAUUUUCAACAUGAUUUUCAUACAAACUUUCAUCCCCCACCAUACUCAGCCCCCAGUCUGAGAGGUGAAAGUUUGUAUGAAAGUUAAAGACACUGUUAAAGAUGAUCAGCCAAUUUGUGUGGGAGACAAAAGUUUUUGUCAUUUUUUGACAUCGGUUUCUUUUGAUACGGAAUUAGUUUUACCAUUUAAAAAAAUUCUUAUAUACGAGAUAAACAUCUUAAGGUCAUUGUAAAAAGAUUAUUUUCCAUCUUGAUCUGAUCGGGAAUCGAACCCGGGACCUCUAGUGUAGCAGUCCAGUAUGAUGACCAUUAGGGUACAGAGGUCUUCAAGUACUUUGACAGUUGAGAGGGUAACCCUUCAAAUGUAAGUAAUAUUUUUAUACUAUGUAUCAAUCGUUAAGUUUAAGAAUCAAGAGGAUAUACAAUCACAUUACGUUUACAAAAAAAUUAGGUAAAUAAUUUUGUUGGUUUUAUUGUUAUUUAGAAAUGUUGCAAAUUGUUUUAAUAUUUUGGGGAAAAUGGUUGUCAUAUUUUUACUUCAAUUAAAUGCAAAAGUAUAAUAUAAAAUAUCCGUGUUAUAACUCAAGUAGUUUGUUUUUCUUACAAUUAUUAUUAUUAUUUAAUCAAUAUUACCAUGUCUUUUUAUGAUUUUACAGCAACAUAAAUUAAUAUAGCCCUUUUAGAAAAUCACUUUUUGUUCUUGUUUUUUCCUUGGAAUGUUCAGGUUUGAAAUAAUAUUCGAUAUAUUUUCAACAAAGUUUACCAAUAAAUACUGUGAAGAUUGUUAAGAAAAAACUGACUUGACUGGUUUGAACAAUGUUCUACAUUUUUAAAUCACAAAAGCCAUUGUAAUUGACUGAAUAGUUCACAAUUUAGCUAUAUUCUUUGUAACCAAUAUUAAUAUUAUUUACAUGUUUUUUGUUGUGCAUUUCAUUUUUAUGAUUAUAAUUAUGUACUUAUAUGCAUUUAUCCUUGUUACAAUAAAUUUGUAUCCAAAAACA